Chelmon rostratus (copperband butterflyfish) is the source of this 2957-nucleotide messenger RNA. RefSeq names its product ATPase H+ transporting V0 subunit b (gene atp6v0b). Gene Ontology annotation, cellular component: proton-transporting V-type ATPase, V0 domain. Bases 161 to 796 code for a protein of 211 amino acids. Gene Ontology annotation, biological process: proton transmembrane transport. The transcript has 8 exons. Gene Ontology annotation, molecular function: proton-transporting ATPase activity, rotational mechanism. The record is from RefSeq and is a predicted model, not a curated record. Lineage: Eukaryota; Metazoa; Chordata; Actinopteri; Chaetodontiformes; Chaetodontidae.
CUGACAUCAGCCAGCUUCUGCUUUUGAUGCUCCUUCUCCUCCAUCGACUGAUAGCGCGUCUUUAAGCAGCAUCAUUUCGUUAUCGUAGCGUUACUGGCGUCAAAUUUUUAAUUUGAGCCAAAAAGAUCUCGCUGAUCCAGCAGGUUUGACCGCCGGAUAGAUGCUGCUAGAGUGGAUGAUGAACGGACACGCUAUUCUGUAUACGGGGGUCACUUUGGCCUUCUGGAGUACCAUACUGAUCGUCGGUAUCUGCUAUACCAUAUUUGACCUUGGAUUCCGCUUUGAUGUGGCAUGGUUCCUGACAGAGACUUCUCCUUUCAUGUGGGCCAGUCUGGGCAUUGGCUUGGCCAUCUCUCUGUCUGUGGUGGGGGCAGCCUGGGGGAUCUACAUCACCGGCUCGAGCAUCAUUGGUGGUGGUGUCAAGGCUCCACGAAUCAAAACCAAGAAUUUGGUCAGCAUCAUCUUCUGUGAAGCUGUGGCGAUCUACGGCAUCAUCAUGGCCAUUGUGAUCAGCAACAUGGCUGAGAACUUCAGUGGAACAACCCCUGAAACCAUCGGAGCAAGGAACUACCAAGCUGGUUACUCCAUGUUUGGAGCUGGUCUGACCGUGGGCUUUUCCAACCUCUUCUGUGGGAUCUGUGUCGGCAUCGUGGGCAGCGGCGCAGCGUUGGCAGACGCCCAGAACGCCAGCCUUUUCGUGAAGAUCCUCAUUGUGGAAAUCUUUGGCAGUGCAAUUGGCCUGUUUGGUGUCAUCGUAGCCAUUCUGCAGACGUCGAAAGUAAAGAUGGGUGACUAGAAGAUGCAUUCACACGCUGCGAGGAUAAAAAGACACUGCUGGAAAAUAAGAUGGAUUAUUGUGUAAAUACAUCGUAAAUUAUUUAAAUGUCUCUAUUUGCCUGGUGUUGUUUUUAACCAUCAUUCAUGCGAGAGUGGCGCACACACUGCACACCCCUACUGUCUCGUCUAGAGAGAAACACGAAUGUCGAAGAUGAAAACUGGGAAAAAAUCUCCAGAUUUCAGUGUUUCUGUGCGUUUUUGCACCUGAAAUAAAUGAGUCACCGCUGCGUCUCUCUGACCGUUCAGCUUGAUGAGCAGUGCAAAGAGAAGGCACGUGUUGUGAAGAAUUUCACUCUUGUCCGUCACAGAAUUUAAGGAUAGCCGCAUGAUUUUCUCUGACCACUCUUGGAUGAACGAUGAGUUAAAAAUUAACACUGUUUGAAAAUAUUUGUGUGUGUGCGUGUGUGUGUGUGUAUGCUGGAAACGUGAUUUUUUUUUUUUUUUUUCUUUUUUCCUGUGAAGCAUGAGGUUGUUUACCGUUGUGUUUAUUACUGUAGCCUGGUCUGUCACUUCUUUUGUUUUUGUAACUGUUCUUUGCUAAUAAGCAAGUGGUCCUUAAUCCACGCUGUGGCCCAAAUACAGUAUUUGUUCGGCCUCGUGCUGUAGAAGUGACAGAGAAUCUGUGAAGUUCUGAAUUAGCGUACUGAUCUGGAAUCAUUAGUGAGGUCGCUCGACGGUUGGACAUGCUCUUUGGGAGGCCAUCAUAGCAGCAGAUCUGCUCUAAAUAUGCCAUUCUGUCAUUCAUUUCCUUUCUUCCUGAAAGCGUUCUGAAACUACGACAUCUAAAUUUCAAUGAGCCAGCUACGCUCAGGCUUCUCCCCUCAGAGUUUUAACCUGGUUGUGAUCCUUUUCAGUAGUUUGUGCAAGGAUGAAUUGGACAUGAAAAUGUUUUUUUUUUUUUUCCCCAGUGUUGGCCAGAAGGAAGCUGAAAGAAUACUUUUCUUUUUAAGAGGCCCCUUGUCCAAUUUGUGACCUUAGCAUGAAGCUAAAACCUUAAAAUGUGUCGGGUCACAGGUGAACAACAUUUCUGUCCUCUUUCUCAAGUCACUCUUCAACCUUAUUGUCUUAGGAAGUUUAUUUUAGAGAGCACCUCAGUUACUAGUAUUACCUUACACUCAAUAGUAACUGUUUGCUGUAGCAUCACCAUUACCAUGUACUGGAGGUCUGAAAGGGGACAUGAUUAUGUAUAGAUUGGUCUUCUGGUCUGGAGUCUCAGGUGGUCUGACUCCAAAAACUCUCGUUAAAACCUUUUGGCUUCAUUCCAGAAUCACACAACUUUAUAACUUCAAGGCAGAUUUUACAAUUCCUCAUGUUUCUUUAGUUUUUAUUAAACCGUCUUGUUCUGAAUGUCCAUCUUAACAUGUUUAAGUCUGCGUUCCCAAAUUAUUUUCUAACAUUCCUGAAAGAAGCUUAACGUGUGCGCGAAGCUUUUUCUUGUGUUUGGGUAGAGUGCAAUUUGAAUGACAAAGUUAGACUCCUGCUCCAUCACAACAAAGCCAUCAUUAAAUCUUUGUCAUCAAAGCAUGUACUUUCUAUCAGCCCGGCGCCACGCGGCGGUUCAGCUGUUUCCUAUUGAUGCUGACUUGUAAAUCUGGCUAAACGGAUAAUUCCUCUGAACCGUUGGCUGCCAGCUGACAGAAGAAUCAACUUGAUGAGGGCACCGAGUGCACAUUUGGUGACACUUUUUUGUUCUCGAUGUGUCAUUCCACAAGUUAAGACCACGGCUGAUUGGGAGUUGUCUGAAAUCUUUUCUGCAAUUUUUCCUCCAACCCGCUUGUGGAGUUGUGAAUGAGUUUAAACAUUGAAUCUUUACUUGUGGAAAUUGGAUUUUGUGUAAUAUAUCCAGACCUGGCCUCCCAAAGGUGUCUAAGCAAGAUCGCCUUUGCCCCUGUGAUGGUUUUACAAUAAAAGAAGGCUGUAACUUCGUGAUUCCUUUGGUCAACCAGGCUCUGUACCAAACCCCAGGCUUUCAGUGACUGUAGUUGGUACCGUGUGUGCAUUAUGUUGAUGUGAUGGUGAUCAGAGAGUAACUCAUUGUUUUUGAAAUUGUGUAUGAUAAUAGCAAAACACAGAUCAUCCUUCUGGAUUCAUAAAUGUCCUUGAGAAAAUAAAAUGGUCCA